UUGACUUUGAAUGAGCGAUUUUAGCCACGGUGUUCUUUUUUUUUUUUGUCCGACAUGUAAUUUUUAAACCUCCACAAUCUGCAGAAAUCUAGCUAAGCUCUGGGCUAGCAGGGGGUAGUCUGGACAUUUCGGGUGAACUGUUUACUCAUCCACGUGAACACCGCGUUAGAAAACUGAACCGAGCUACUGGCAGCACGCUUCACACCAAUGCUGACAGAGGUCCCUGAAGGAGCACCCGCCAUCUCCCACCUGCCGACUGCAAUUUGGUGGAUGUGAUACCAGCUGGCUGGAAGCCCCGCCGGUUGGUUCGACAUUGGGGUGGAUAGUGGGCACUGGGUUGGUACCAUGAGGACCUCAGUGCACACUUAACCCGAGCCCAGGUCCGUGACAAUGUUUCGGCUCCGGUGUGUGAAUUCCUGCCUUCGCAGGCUCGCCCACGGCGGGACGGUGAACCGAGACCAGGUUCUGGAGCAGCUGCGGGUUUGCUCGGCUGAAGACCAGGUGUUUGAUGUGGUGGGCAAGAACAAGGCCAAGCUCACAGUGAACCAUGUCAGCUGUGCUGUGGGGAUGCUGUGGCAGUUUCAGAGGGAGAAACCUCAGCUGCUCAGGACUGUGGAGCUCAUCAAGAGUCACCCACAGUUCCUGACUCUGCGGGUUUUGGCUGAGAAUAAAAUUGCUCUUAUGGACGAUUUCAUGUUGGUGGACAUGCUGUACAGUUUCCUCAGGCUGAACGUGGAUCAACACGACUCUCUUGUUCAACAGUUGGUGUCAGAGGCAUGGCUAAGAAUAGACAGGUUUCCAAUGGCGUCCCUGUCCAAGUUUGCCAUUUGUCUAAGUGAUCAGCACCUUCAGCACAGUCCUCUAAUGGGCCACAUCACCAGUAUUGUGGACCAGAAGCUGUCGUCUAUUGAUGAUGCCAGGAUCCUAACUACACUGAUGAUAAGCAUGUCGUCCCUGGUGUCUCCCCGGCUGCGGGAUGCCCUCAUUAGCAGGGCGGAUCAUCUCCUGGACACCAUGGAUCCCUCGCAUUACAACAACCCUCGGAGAGUGGUGCAGUUCUUGCGCAACAUCAAGUACAGCCACCGGGCUCUGCUGGAGAAGUGCAACCAGAUCCUCUUGUGCAACAUUCCCAGGCUGGAUGCAGAGAAUAUCAGCAUCAUCAUGGGGCUGUACCAGUCCCUGCAGUUCAACAACUGUGAAUUCAGGCUGGCUGUCAAACAAAGGCUGAUAGAACUGAUUGAUUCAAGCACCGAUCCUUUCUCCUUUACUAAACUGUUUGUUGCCCUGGCUCCCAUGGCCAGUCCGGAGAUCAGAGAAGGGUUGGAGAACACUGCCUUCCUGUUGGCAGAUGAGCUCAGUGCGCAGCAGGCUCUGGCUGUGGCUGAAGCACUAGAAGAGAUUCAGAGCAGGAACCUUAGUUUACUGAACAAAUUAUUUUCCAGAAUUGCAUCGGUAAUCCAGAGGAACCUUGGUGUCUAUAAACCAGUGGAGGUGGCCAGAAUCACCCAAGCCCUUUAUUUGUUGCAAUACCAGAACCCUGAACUCUUCACUAAACUACGAAACAUUUUGGUCAACUUUUUGCAGCGCAGCGUCUUCCCCUACGAGGUGACCAUGCUGACCCGCGUUCUGUCCAUGCUGCCCUGCCCGCGACUCGAAGAGGCCGUGACCUCACGGGUAGAGGCCGUGGUGACGCAGUGCAGUCUCAAUGACCUCAACACCAUUUCUUUUGCCGUUGCCAAGUGGGUGCGGAACGAUCCGUCCUACCGCCACAACACUCCCAGCAAGUACGUGCGCCUGCUGCAGACUCUGAACCGCUGCGGCCACGAGAGGCUACGGACGGCUGACCGGCUGGACUUGGUGCUCGAGGAGCUCAAGUACAUUUCAGGGGAGUGGUUUGAAGAAAUGCUGCUCGAAGAGACAAUGGUCACGCUGCAGAGGAUGAUGGACCAAAUAAACUGGACCAGUGUGCCGGAGUUGGCCCUCUUCCUAACCAGGAUGAAUCACCUCUGCCCUCCUCUGAUGGACCGAAUUGCCAGUGUGGCCAUUAAAGACAUUGACAAGAUUCACUACUCAGCAACGUAUGCCACCCUCCUACCCUUUUCUGUCCUGAAUUAUGAUCCUGCACAAGCAGACGAGUUGUAUGAUGUUUGUAUUCAGCACUUCACUCCUCAUAUCAGCUCCUUUGACCCACAUCUGCUAGUUCUCCUGGCAUACUCCUUGGGUGUGGCUGACUGUUUUCCUGAGGAACUGGUCAGAGAAAUCUUCAGUAUCGACUUUCUGGGAAAGCUGGACUCCCAACUAGAAACCCUUCCUGAUGCCCUCAACAUGCGGACUCGACUGCGCCUCAUGGAGCUCAACCGCGCCGUGUGUCUCCAGUGCCCUGAGUUCCAGGUGCCCUGGUUUCAUGAGCGCUACUGCCAGCAGCUGCAGAAAAAAGGGAAUGGCACUGUUAGUCCUGUGCAGCAGCAGAUCCACAAAAUGCUGGGUGAAGUUCUUGGUGGCAUUAACUGCGUCCGAGUAGCAGUCGUCACUCCAUAUUUUUACACCGUAGACUUUGAAUGCAUACUGGACAAACACCUACAGCCGCUGCCUUACAACAAUCCGAGCACACUGCAGAUGUCAGACAGUGGACAAGUUCACUGGGGGGCGGGCUCGCUGGAAAACGUCAAGGAUGAGCUGCCACCUGGAGCUCAGCGAAUUGCUGUGGACUUUCUUGAUUCAAAGUGCUUCUGUAAAAAUUCUCAUCAUAUGAAAGGUGAAGCCCUGAUGAGAAAAAGACACCUUGAAAUUCUGGGAUAUCGUGUUGUUCAGAUCCCUCACUUUGAAUGGAACUCUAUGGAGCUUUCAACACAGGAUGCCUGGAAGGACUAUCUAAAGAAGAAAAUAUUUAGAGAGCUUUCUUCUUAAAGGCCUUAUUUAUUGAAUAAUGAAAGAAAUGUUACAGUGAACGCUGAGCUUUCAGCCUGGUUUUGAAGAAAUUCUUGGCAGAGUGACUGAACAGAGCCCAGUGUUAAUAUAGUAUGCUAAUAUUCAAGUGCUCCUUAUUUCUUUGUCAUAGAGCCUAAAAUUGACAUGAAUCUACCUCAUUCAUGUUAAGUGAGAUUGCGUAUUAUGAGCUUUUGUAUUAAAUAACUUUUUAAAAA
This is a messenger RNA of Xiphias gladius (swordfish), 3143 nucleotides long. RefSeq names its product FAST kinase domains 1 (gene fastkd1). Gene Ontology annotation, molecular function: RNA binding. Gene Ontology annotation, cellular component: ribonucleoprotein granule; mitochondrial matrix. Lineage: Eukaryota; Metazoa; Chordata; Actinopteri; Istiophoriformes; Xiphiidae. The record is from RefSeq and is a predicted model, not a curated record. The coding region runs from base 391 to 2907 and encodes 838 amino acids. Gene Ontology annotation, biological process: regulation of mitochondrial mRNA stability; mitochondrial RNA processing. The transcript is spliced from 15 exons.